AUGUGGGGGAAGGAAGCAGCGCCAUCCGAUAUCGACCAUCUUGCCAGGUCGUUGUAUUUCAUCUCGGUCCCCUUUCGCGUCACGAAUAUGAUCUGUUUGUCCUGUGGCGCGGUGAUGGCUCUGGAGGGAAAGCUGUGGAUCCCCGGAGUGAUCCUGGCCUUCAUGGCUGUGGGUUACAUCGCCCAGAACAGCAAGGCCAUUUGGUGGGUCUACCGCUUCAGUCCCUGCCGAUUCCACGCGGAGCAUCAACAAAGGUGGCUCGCUCACGAGCGCGAGGAUCCCCCCGAGGUGACCAAGGUGAAAUCGGAGAGCAUCGACAGAUGA
This is a messenger RNA of Durusdinium trenchii, 324 nucleotides long. The record is from the annotation of a GenBank genome assembly. Lineage: Eukaryota; Dinophyceae; Suessiales; Symbiodiniaceae.